This is a messenger RNA of Trichosporon asahii var. asahii CBS 2479, 1077 nucleotides long. RefSeq lists its product as uncharacterized. Bases 1 to 1077 code for a protein of 358 amino acids. The record is from RefSeq and is a predicted model, not a curated record. The transcript has 4 exons. NCBI's taxonomy places the organism in Eukaryota, Fungi, Basidiomycota, Tremellomycetes, Trichosporonales, Trichosporonaceae.
AUGGACUUCCUCCCCGCCGUGCCCCGCGACGUGCCCAAGCAACUCUACAAGGCGGAGCUUACGCUGAGCGUCGGCGGCGGUUCGCGCCGCGGCUCGACAUCCAGCGAUGGCGGCCAGCCCACCGGACGCCGCAUGUCCCUCGCCGCCCUUGGACUCGGCGGCGGCGGCGGCCACCAGGCUGCCCAGAGCAACGGCAAGCAGCCCGAGACCCACACCGAGGGCGUGUGGUACUGGCCCUGCCAAGUUGGAGUCACCGACUGCGACGGCUCUACCUCGGAACGAGACAGUAUCGAACUUCUGAGGAAGAGUGGGACGCAGUGUAUACAGCCGGCCCCUCGCUCCAUUCCCUCGCUCGGAGCGGCGAAGCGCUCUCUCGGCGGCUCCCGCGCCAACCGCCACUCGGCGGACAUGUCGCACCUGCAGUCCAACCAGCAGUCUAACCAGCACCUGUCCGCUUCCCCGCCCAAGGACUAUGCCAUGGGCGGCAAGUUCAUGUCUGGUGUGCGUCGCCUCAGCACCAGCUUCGGCGGUUCCAAGCCCGCCCACACCCAAACUCAGACCCAGACUACCACCCAGCCCGACGACUCUGCCGCCGGCAUGGGUGCCUCCCACCCCACCUCAACCACGGCCGGCGCCACGGGUAUGGUGAACGAGGCGCGCCGCGACUCGAGCGCGGGCGUCAGUGGCGGACUCGGCGGCGGUCCGGGCGAGGAGGACGCGCGCGAGACGGGCUGGCCGGGCGUCGUCGACGGCGAGGCGCUGCAGGCCAUUGUCGUCCCGCUCAGCUCGGUCGGCAAGGCAUCCCUCGACGCGAGCUCGAAGGAAGGCUCCGUCGUCCACGUCGGCGUCAAGUCGGCCGUGAACGGCAAGUCGGGCACGCUGGCGUUCUCCUUCGGCAACGACUGGAUCGGCGGCAAGGGUGAGGCCGAGGUCCUGUACAGACGCAUCGAGGGCGGUGUCGAGAAGGCCAAGCCUAUGUUUGGCGGCGACAUGUUCAAGCUCGGCUCGUCGCGCACCCAUGGCGCAGACAAGCAGUACAACGACCAGUGGCGCGCGGACGUGCGCGGUCGGUGGUGA